Molecule: messenger RNA, 652 nt
Organism: Ambispora gerdemannii
Lineage: Eukaryota; Fungi; Glomeromycota; Glomeromycetes; Archaeosporales; Ambisporaceae
Source: the annotation of a GenBank genome assembly
ACGAUACCAUAAUAUUUCUAAUUCACAGUAUAUAUGUCCGAAUGAUGAUGAGGAGGCUGAUCGUUUGAUACGAACUCAUGAAGCAUUAAAAAAUUUUUGGGGAGGAUUAUUCCAUUCACCAGUUGAAGAGAAACUGAGACGGGGAGCUCAGGUUGUCGAUAUUGGAUGUGGACCAGGCGUAUGGCUUUUGGAUAUGGCGAAAAAGUAUCCCAAAUCUCAUUUUGUAGGAAUAGAUUUCUCACCAAUUUUUCCAACAGAUGGUCUUCCUGAGAAUCUAGAAUUUGUCAAUUGUAACUUUUUAGAUGGUUCACCUUUCAACGACUCCUAUUUUGAGUUUACACACCAGAAAUUUAUGAUUGCAGCCUACACAGAAGAACAAUGGGAAGAAAAAGCUAUUCCUGAAUUGCUACGAAUAACCAAACCAGGUGGAUGGAUUGAAAUUGAGGAAGGUGAUGCAGCUAUAACAUCUAAUGGAAAUUCUACACAACGUAUUGCAAAUGCCAUAAAGAAUUACUUCAAAUCAAAAGAUCUGAAUUGGAAAAUUGGCGAAUCUAUUCCUCUUCUUUUUGAAAAAACCAAUGCCUUCUCAGAAAUUAUAAAUAAGAAAAGAACCUCUGCUUUCGGUAAAAAAGGCGGUAUAACAGGUCAAGAG